AUGCCCAACGCAAGAUUUUCUUCUAAGUCCCUCCAGUCCAAAACAGCGAUUCCCACUUCAGACACAGUCCCAGGUUCUAAUGAAGUUUCUGUGCCUGAAGUUCGUGUUUUUGUGAGGAAAAGGCGAGUGAAAACUACCGCUGAAGCUGCUGAAGAGGAGGUGAAAGUAGAGCCCAGGAAGCAGAAACUGUCUGCUUUACCUGACAUUGAAGAAUUUGCAUACAAGAAAGGAAGCGAGUCUGCUCUGAUAAGGAAGUCAAACUGUACUGAAAAUGUGCUUCCUAUGGACAGUGAAGUUGCUUCUACUAUUAGGUCUCCAGGUGAACCACCUCUCAACUGGGAGAAAGUCCUAGAAGGGAUUCGUAAAAUGAGGUCUUCUGAAGAUGCACCAGUAGAUACCAUGGGAUGUGAGAAAGCUGGCAUUUCUCUUCCUCCUGAGCUGUUGCACAGAGAAACUUUGCUAGAUGUCAUUGUGACUAUAGGUCUCAAAGUGUUAGUUUGGUGGCUAAACAGACCUCCCAUGAGAUGGCUCAGAAGCUCUUCAAGGCUUGCUAAUAUUGUAAACUUACAUCUCCAGAUAUGGGCAAUUCAGCGUCUUCAUCAAAAUAAUCUGCUUACUGCUGAUGCCAUUGACAAAGCUGAUGAAACAACAAUCAGGGACUUGAUUUACCCGGUUGGCUUUUAUACAAGAAAAGCUAGUAAUUUGAAGAAGAUUGCAAAAAUUUGCCUCGUGAAGUAUGACAGUGACAUACCUAGCUCUUUGGAGGACUUAUUGUCCCUUCCAGGGAUAGGACCAAAGAUGGCUCAUUUGGUAAUGAAUAUUGCUUGGAACAAUGUUCAAGGGAUUUGUGUAGAUACCCAUGUGCACCGCAUUUGCAAUCGCCUUGGAUGGGUGGCACGACCAGGCACAAAGCAGAAAACUUCAACUCCAGAGGAAACGAGAGAGGCUUUGCAAAUAUGGCUUCCAAAGGAAGAAUGGGUUCCAAUAAACCCUCUUUUGGUGGGAUUUGGGCAGACAAUUUGUACUCCGCUCAGACCUCGCUGUGGAAUGUGCAGCAUAAGUGAGCUCUGCCCAUCUGCAUUUAAGGAGACCUCAAGUCCAGCAUCCAAGCAGAAAAAGUCUAGUCAGAGCAAAAAGGCUCUAAAACACUAG
Dovyalis caffra is the source of this 1152-nucleotide messenger RNA. The record is from the annotation of a GenBank genome assembly. NCBI's taxonomy places the organism in Eukaryota, Viridiplantae, Streptophyta, Magnoliopsida, Malpighiales, Salicaceae.